AUACAUAGCCUACUUCAUUUGGUUGACAAUUAAAAUUUCUCGAGUACGACUGUGAGAGGACCUCAAGGGAAGCUCAAGAGAUCCUCUGGGGUGCAGGGGUAGAAUAGGAAAUUUCAGAAACCUGCAAUAUGCCGGGCUCAAGAAUGCCAACAGUCUAGGGUACAUUAAAAAUAUAUAUGAAAAAAGAUGAUCAAGUUGUGGGGUAUCAUCAAAGGACAAAAUAUUCAUUUCCCCAUGUCGGAUCAACUGUAGGAUAUGGCUUGUUGAUUUCUACUACGGGUGUUUUGCUUUGAUGGGGCUUUUUAUGUUUUUCUGUUUAAUUUUCUUUAAUGAGAAUGUAACUGUUGUGUUUUUUUUUUUUUAAUUCUGGCCACAGGAGUACAUGGAAGAUGGUGCCAAUCAAGAGAUAAAAAAUAUUUUAACAAAGAAUCAUAUCUCCUAUUUUUUUGCCUCUGUAGAUUUUCAGUACAUAUAGGUAAUUUGAAUGAAAACAUGGUUCAAAAUAAUGAAGCCUCAACUGACUUCAUCGUUCUAGGGCUCUUCCCUGGGUUCAGGUAUCCCCAUCUCCUCAUCCUCGUCAUCCUCCACAUCUACAUAAUUGCUUUUACUGGAAACGCCCUCCUGAUCCUCCUCAUCUGGCUGGACACCUGCCUUCACACUCCGGUGUACUCCCUGCUCAGCCUGUUCUCCCUCAUUGACCUAUCUUACAUCACCAGCACAGACCCCAAGAUAGUAACCAGUUACUUCACAGGGAGGAAGAACAUUUCCUAUUUUGCCUGUGCAGCUCAGUUGUUUUUCUUUCUCACCCUUGGCCUUGCUGAGUGCAUCCUCCUGACCUUCAUGGCUUAUGUGGCUUAUAUGGCUCUCUGUAACCCCCUGAGAUACACAAUUCUCAUGAGCCCCAGGGUCUGUCUGCAGAUAGCUGCCGCAGUCUGGAUUGGGGCAGCUCUGGCCUCCCUUGUCCAUACCAUCUACCCAAUGCAUUUCCCUAUCCGUGGCUCCAGGAAGAUUAAUCAUUACUUUUGUGAGAAGCCUGCCAUCUUGAGACUGUCUUGUGUGGACAUAUCAACCUAUGAGAUGGUGAAAUUUGUGUCAACUAUUGUGUUCCUUCUGGUCCCGUAUGUUUUUACGCUGUCAUCAUACACCCUCAUCUUCCUCACUGUCCUCAGGAUGAAUUUCCACAAGGGGAGGAACAAAGCCCUGGCCCCCUGUUCUUCCCACCUAACCGUGGUGAGUGUCUACUUUGGUCAGGCCAUCUUCAUCGACAUGACACCCAGCUCUUCUCAACCUGAACAAGACCAGAUAGGAGCCGUGCUUGGCACCAUAGUGAUUCCCAUGCUCAACCCACUCAUCUACAGCCUGAAGAACAAGGAAGUGGUGGGGGCUCUGAGAAAGAGGAUCGGAAGCUAUCGCAACUGUGAAAAUGCCAGUUUCCACAGUGUUCUUCUCAGAAAUGUUCCAUCCUCAAUUUUCAGAAUAGCCAUAGUUAACUCACAUCCUAAGGUUUUUGUUAUAGAGAAUCAUUACUGA
Molecule: messenger RNA, 1530 nt
Organism: Loxodonta africana (African savanna elephant)
Lineage: Eukaryota; Metazoa; Chordata; Mammalia; Proboscidea; Elephantidae
Product: olfactory receptor 2T27-like
Biological process (GO): G protein-coupled receptor signaling pathway; detection of chemical stimulus involved in sensory perception of smell
Cellular component (GO): plasma membrane
Molecular function (GO): olfactory receptor activity
Source: RefSeq, a predicted model, not a curated record